GGAGCCUUUCUUUGACUUCAUCCUCUCUCUGGGAGACCACAGACUGGUGAGUUAGUCAGAUUCAUCCUCUCUCUCUAGGAGACCACAGACUGGUGAGUUAGUCAGAUUCAUCCUCUCUCUAGGAGACCACAGACUGGUGAGUUAGUCAGAUUCAUCCUCUCUCUCUAGGAGACCACAGACUGGUGAGUUAGUCAGAUUCAUCCUCUCUCUCUAGGAGACCACAGACUGGUGAGUUAGUCAGAUUCAUCCUCUCUCUAGGAGACCACAGACUGAACCAGGAGAAUGACAUGCUGAAGGACCUUCUGAAGACUAACGUGGAGAAGGCCGUAAUCAUGGAGGUGUACAGCACUAAGACCAUGAAGCUGAGGGAGGUGGAGGUGGUGCCCAGUAACAUGUGGGGAGGACAGGGCCUGCUGGGGGCGUCUGUCAGGUUCUGUAGCUACCAAGGAGCCAACGAGAACGUCUGGCAUGUGCUGGAUGUGGAUGUGAACUCACCAGCUGCGUUGGCCAGCCUUCAGGCCCACAGUGACUUCAUCGUUGGAGCAGACCAGGUGUUGCAGGAUUCGGAGGACUUCUUCUCGCUGAUCGAGACCCACGAGGGGAAACCUCUGAAACUGCUGAUCUACAACACAGAGACAAACGCCUGCAGAGAGGUGGUGGUCACACCCAACGGGGCCUGGGGAGGAGAGGGGAGUUUGGGUUGCGGUAUCGGAUACGGCUACUUGCACAGGAUCCCAUCCAUGUUUCCCUCUCUAUCUGAAGACGACUCCACACCAGCGAUCCCCGCCAAUGGAUACGAAGAGGCGUCUCUGAUGGUGGGUCAGUCCGGCCCACGCCGGGGACAGGGAACAGAGAUAACAGACCAGGAUAACAGACUGGAACAGAUCACUCUGCAGGAAGAGGACAGUCCUCUACCUCCACCCAUACAGGGUGUCAUGGAUCCAGGCUUCUCUGAGUCUGAGGUGGCUAUGAUGGCCCCUGACCCAUCAGAAGACAUGGCUGAUCGUCUGGACCUGUCCGUCUCGUCCAUCGACAUGACCGGCACCUCUCUGGCCGUACACGAGGAUGUGCAUGAGGAAAACCACAGCAACAACAUCUCCGGCAUCGAAGAGCUGGGUGACAGUGAGAUUCCUGAGACGCCACCAGAGAACUGGAUGGAGACUGAACCUCGGGAGUCCCUUAUCAUGACCACCGACUCACAAGACCAAGCGUCUGAAUCCGCUGGAUCCCCUGACACCGUUGUGGAGGCCCCAUUCGCCCCUCUUGUUGAUGCUUCUCUCCCAGACCCAGACAUCACCUCCUGCCCUCCCCUGGACCUCCUACCCCAGGACCAGCUCCAGCCAGAGCCCCAGGCUGGCCUCCUGCUUCAGCCCCAGGUAAGUGACAUCUUGGGGGACUCACUCACUCAGGAGGACGUCGCAUUGGAUGGAACACCACCAGAGCCAAUGGUAGCGCCUGACGUCAUCAGCUCACUGGAGCAACUCUCUGUGGAGCAGUCUGAAACCGCCGCAGAGAAACACCACCAUGACGACCACGAGUGUUGCCAUGACCACCACCACGAGCAUGAGGUCAGCAACCAGGAAGUGGAGGAAGAGUAGGUUUGUGUGUUUCUUGCCGGGUCUGGUCACUGCCUGAAGAAACACUAGCAGAGAUACUGAGCAGUCAAACAUGGGGCAUUUUCAGAACGCUGGUGAAAAGACCUGGGGUGAUGUAUUGAGAUGAGACACUAAUAGAACCAGAUCGAAAUGUAAUGAAUUUAACUGACACGGUUCCCCAAUUUUAUAUGAUGACGAUGGAUGUCUGUUCUAUACUAUACAUUUCUAUCUGAACAGGCCUCUGUUAUAUGAGUGAUGGCGAGCGUACAGUCUACAGUUGGUAAGACGGUAUGGUCCGAGAGAACGUUGUACAGUUUUUUUUUUUUGAACGACUGGUUGGAUGGUUCGAAGGGUCACGAGACAGAUCAUGAUAGAAAUACUCAGACAUACAUAAUAGCUCUCUUGUAUUUUUGGGUGUAGUAUCCUAUGUUACAAGUUCAGCUUAAUGCUCCGAUUAGCCAUAAGGGUUCCAAUGUAAUGUUAUGAACAUUUUGUAGUUUGUUUUAGUGUAAAAAAAAAAAAAAGUAAUUUUUUAAAAUUGUUUUGGAUUUCCAAAAAAAAAAAAAAAAAAUGGUGGAAUGCCCGUUUAAUAGAUCCAAAGAUAAUUACACACACAGAUAAAUACAUUGUUUAACUGCUUUAUAGAAUUCACUACGACAAACCGGUGAUGUAUAAACUUAAAGCAUAGUUGCACCUUUUUUAAUAUUUUAUUUGUGACAACAACACAACCUUUUUUUUUAGUCCUGUAAUUCCACUGUUCCUGUUGAAAUACACUACUUGACAAAUACGAGUGGACCUCAUAGACCUGGGUCUAAUACAUUCAAAUACUUGAGCUGCGCUUGAUUUAGUUUGCCAGUAGACUUGCAUGGCCCUCCUUCCAAAUCCCGUCUCGUUGACUCGAACGUGAGAAGCCUGGGCUUCCGAGGUUAGUUUGCCAGGCACAAUGGAGUAGUCACAAAAGUGCAAACUUCAAGCUAAAUUAAGCGCAUCUCAAAUGUAUAUUUUUACAUACGUACUUGACCCAGGUUCAGUACCUCGUGACAUCUAUAUAAUCAAAUCGGGUACAGCUUCUUUUGCUCUUUAAAAAAAAAAAACGCCUAUCAUUUGGAAGGGUUCAAGGUGAAACUUGUAAAGGCCGUCAUUGUAAAUAAGAAUUUGUUCUUAACUGACUUGCCUGGUUAAAUAGAGGUUAAUAAAUAUCCUUCGCACUUCAGCAAAAAAAGGAGCAGCAAUGAUUUUUAAAAAUCAUGUGAAGAACUUACCAAGACAAACUUCCAAACGGACUAGAAAGGAGGUGGAGCACUCCACACAAAAAUGUUGACUUUUAUUUUAGCUCACUUUAAUCCAUUGUACAGGAUGAGAACAGGUGACGUCUUCCUUGGUUACUGUUAUAGGAAUCAAUGUUAAAUUAAGUUUAAAAUAUUUGGAAAAAGUCAUUGUUUUUAAAGCAUCAAAUAUAGCCAUUUUUGUUAGUUUUGUGUUUACAAAAGAGAGCCAUUUUUGAAUGUGGGAUCAGGUUGUAGUUUUUAGUUCUUAAACUCAAGAAAGUUGAAUCUUUACUUAAGAGGGAGAGGUAGACCUGUUUUCAAUAAGUUACAGUGCAUUUAUUUGUUGGCCGAUUUAUAAUUGUAUGGAUUUCUGUAGCGUAAGGGUCAGAUUCAAUCCGAUCGCGUUUUGUCGGCUAUGCACCUUUUAUAAAGUCAACGUUCCUGUGUUCGCAGAGAACGCAUUCACCAACGAUGCAUAUGUUGGCUCAAUAGUAAAUUACCUUUUGAAUGUCAAGUGUGCUAAAUCUCAAAUCUACCGAAUGAUCGGAUUGAAUCCCAGCCUUUGAUGCGGUGCAUUUUAGUUUUUACACAGUGUCAUUUUAUGGAUUUCUGUACACCCUAGGUGAAAGGUCAUUAUUUUGUAAACUUACAGUAGGGAAAGUCUCUCUCAUUCCUCCAUGUUACCUCUUAUCCGUGUCGUCAUUUUUGUGAUCUAUGCAAUUGUCAGCCAUGUUUGUAGUUUUUGUGACUUUUUCUUUUGCUGUAGGCAACAUACUGUAGCCAUCAUGGAAGUCAUCUGUAAGCUGGAACCACAGACAAUACAGUAUCAGGGCUGGGGUCAGUUCCAUUUAAAUCAGUCAGUUCAGGAAGUACACUGAAAUAUCCAAUUAUCUUCAAUGCUUUCUGAAUUGACUGGACUUGAUAUUGAAUUGACCCCUAACCCUGUGCUGUAGCUUCUGAUUAAAUAGUGACACUACUGUUGUUAGUUUAAUAUAAAUGCUUUUCUGGAAGGGAAGGUUCUUUUUGGUCUUUUAUUUAGGUUAGAUACUUAGUUGCGAGAAAUGAGGGGAGGGGAAAGUAUUUUAUCAAUGAAUGGAGAGUUUUUAUUGUUACGAAUGAGUGCAAAUGAAAUUCUGAUUGUGAAAAUGUAUGAAUAUUCUCUGUAAAGCUUCUGAUGCAAAAAUGGAAUCACUACUAGUCACUGGAACAAAAAAAAUAAAAUGGUCACAAUUUA
Salvelinus fontinalis (brook trout) is the source of this 4097-nucleotide messenger RNA. RefSeq names its product golgi reassembly stacking protein 1a (gene gorasp1a). Lineage: Eukaryota; Metazoa; Chordata; Actinopteri; Salmoniformes; Salmonidae. The record is from RefSeq and is a predicted model, not a curated record. Gene Ontology annotation, cellular component: Golgi apparatus. Gene Ontology annotation, biological process: Golgi organization. The transcript has 8 exons. Bases 288 to 1598 code for a protein of 436 amino acids. Gene Ontology annotation, molecular function: protein binding.